Verticillium alfalfae VaMs.102 is the source of this 1800-nucleotide messenger RNA. Its product is annotated as cytochrome P450. The coding region runs from base 1 to 1800 and encodes 599 amino acids. The transcript is spliced from 2 exons. Gene Ontology annotation, molecular function: iron ion binding; monooxygenase activity; heme binding. NCBI's taxonomy places the organism in Eukaryota, Fungi, Ascomycota, Sordariomycetes, Glomerellales, Plectosphaerellaceae. The record is from RefSeq and is a predicted model, not a curated record.
AUGUGGUCGCCCAGCCCCGUCACCGUCGCGGGCUUCACAGCCCCGGGCCAUGUCGCCCUCGUGGCCAAGGUUUUGAUAGCAGUCGUCUUCCUCCUGCUGUUUCGCCAAUUCAUGCUGCCGAGGCCCAUUCCUGGCAUCCCCUACAACAAGCACGCGGCCAAUCGCAUUCUGGGGGACGUUCCGGACAUCAUCAGCUCCGGCGACCGUCGCGAAUGGUUCGUGAGCCAGGCCAUAAAACACAAGUCGCCCAUGGUCCAGUUCUUCACGAGCCCCUUUCGUCCGCCUGUCGUUUUUCUCUUUGAUCACCGCGAGGCGCAGAACAUCUCUAUGCGCCGCAUCAAGGAGUUUGACCGGAGCCUCCUGACGCGUGAUGUCUUCAGCAUCGCCGUCCCGCACCAGAUGCUCGCCCUCCAAUCCCGCAAUCCCCAGCACAAGAAGAACAUGUCCCUCGUCCGCGAGCUCAUGACGCCAACCUUCCUCCGCCAGGUCUCGGCCCCGCACAUCCACGAAAAGAUCCUCUGGCUGCUCGACCUCUGGGCGCAAAAGGCCGCCGUCGCCGACGGCCGGCUCUUCAACGCCAACACCGACGUCCACCACGCCGCCCUCGACAUGAUCAUGGGCGCCUCCUUCGGCUUCGAGAAGCACCAGUCGCAGCUGCAGGUCAAGCUCGACAGCCUGCAGCGCGAAAAGACAUCCCUGCCCGCGCCCAAGGCCGCUGGCGGCGGCGGCGACGACGAGGUCCUCGAGUUCGACGACCCGCCCAUGCUGCGGGAACUGCAGGCCUGCAAGACCAUCGCUGACAGCAUCGGCGUCAACCUCAAGUCGACCGUGCCCGUGUUCAACGCCUGGUUCUACCGCAACAUCGUCCCCAGCAUGCGCGGGGCGCUCAAGACGUAUCGCGGCAUGGCGCGGCGCGAGAUCAGCAAGAGCCUCGAGAGACUUCAUGCGGGACAUCCGGACCGCAGUGCCAUGGACCAGCUACUGGCCCGCGAGGACGUCUUGGCGAAGAAGGAGGGCAGGAAGCCGGACUAUUACAGCGAGGUGAUCAUGGAUGAGCUUCUGGGCUACCUCAUCGGCGGCCACGAAACGACAUCCUCCGUACUGCAAUGGGGCCUCAAAUACACCACCGCCGACCAGCGCGUGCAGAACAAGCUUCGCCAGACGUUCUACAAGCAGUGGCCCCAGGCCAAGGCCGAGGGGCGGCUCCCGACGUUGGAAGAGAUGACGGAUCCGACGGUAUACAUCCCCUACCUCGAGGCCUUCAUGCAGGAGAGCACCCGUCACGCCAAGGCCCUUUCCAUCAUGAGCCGCCAGGCGCAAGUCCCAACCACUGUCCUCGGCGUGUCCCUUCCCGCAGGAACCAAUGUGACCUUCACGAACAACGGGCCCGGCUACUUCUCGGCCCCGAUCGAAGUGGACGAGGAGAAGCGCCACGAGUCGUCCCGUGCAACCAAGGGUAAAAUUGGCGGCGAGCACGACGAUAAGACGAUCACUGACUUUCUGCCGGAACGGUGGAUCAAGACCAAGGCGUCGUUCGUCGACGGGCGCGAAGUCGUGGAGGAGACAUUUGACGCCAACGCAGCGCCAUUCCUGAGCUUCGGGGACGGUCCGCGCAUGUGCUUUGGCAAGAGGCUGGCGCUGCUGGAGAUGCGUCUUUUCUGGGUCAUGCUGCUGUGGCAGUUUGAGCUGCGGCCCAUCGCGGAGGCGCGCAACCGAGACCACGAGGAGGCGGUUUUCCUGACAAGGAUCCCGAAGCAUGCGUAUCUGCGGCUUAAGAAGAUUGACUACGAGAAAUCGUAA